Blumeria graminis f. sp. triticale is the source of this 1638-nucleotide messenger RNA. NCBI's taxonomy places the organism in Eukaryota, Fungi, Ascomycota, Leotiomycetes, Helotiales, Erysiphaceae. The record is from the annotation of a GenBank genome assembly.
AUGCGGCUACGACCUUCAAUACCGAGAACUAUUGGAACUUUCUUCUAUAGGCCAACUAGUUCUUGUCUAUUUCGGCGAUCAUUAUAUCUGAACACCAUUUCACAACCUUCCCGUCCGCAACUCUCCUUCCUUCCUAUUUUUACACGACAGCCUACAACGCGCCUGAUAUCGACGGAAACUAAAGAAUGGCUAAAACAAGAAAUCAAGAUUGGUGUCAGAUACUCUGCAAUAAUUACAGCAACUGGAUUCUUGCUAUUAGUUAUGGCAACUGGAAUUCAAGAGGAAUACCGCGCACACAAAUAUCCCACUCCUGAUGAAUGGAAUUGGAAUACAAGAUUGGAAACAAGAGCUGCCAAGGCACGCGAGGAUAGCGAUGACCCUUGGAUCAAGAAUUGGUUGAUGAUAGGUAGCUCAUACAAAAGGGUAAUUGGAAAACUUCAUGAUUCUAGUCGCGAAGGACAGCGAAUAGUCGAACAAUCCGAAAGUACUUCUGCUUUGCCUUUCGAUAUAGAAGGAAAGUUAGGAUAUGAUGUUUCUCAAAAUUCAGAGCCUUGGAGGCGUGGAUAUUAUGAAGUUCUGGCAGGGCUUGUACGAGUUGCCGAACAGUUAGAUGAUUACGUUAGAGACAAAGCUUUAGAUAAGUUUAUUGCUUGGCCUGCAAGCUCAGUGACGGGUCCUUCUAACCCAAAACCUCGGCCCCUACCGGUCAACAUGCCUCCUCCACCAGCUGAGGACGAUUGUGUGAAGGCAUUUGAGAGCCCGGAGGUCUACUAUAAGUUAAUCCUUACGACUAAGGGGUUCACAGAAAAACAACGAGUUGAUUCAGCAAUUGCCUAUGGAUCAUGGCUUGAGUACAAAGGAAAGCCAGAACUUGCGGAAAAAAUGUUCAAGUGGGCUGUGAAUAUCGCAUCAUCUUCUCAGGAUACUUCAUCGUCCAUCGUUGAUGCAUCGACCUAUGUUAUCAAGGCCAACCACUGUCUUCCAAGUGAAAACAUCCUGUCUUCAACGACAGCUUUAGCCAUACAUUAUGCUACAAACUCUAGAGUUGAUUUAGCUCUACCUAUAUUUAUAACUAUACUCCGGUCCCGAAAAUCUCUCCCAAAGCCAUCGCCUACCAUGCUCUCUACAAUUGAUACGAACGAUAAAGAUACAAAUCCAUUAUGGAAAGAAGCUCUUGUAUUCAUAAAAAAAUGCUUCACCCCGCCAAAGUAUCCACCACCGCCUAGCGAUGGCUCACAACCUCCAAAUCAGGAUUCUAAAGGCUACUGUGAGAUGGCAGGUACUAUGUUAAAUAUUGGAGAAAUUUUAUACUCUUUAAAUCAAUCAAAAUCUAAUCUAGAAGAUGGAUUAGCUUGGACUCGUGAAGCAGUAGAUAUUGCUGAGGUCGAAUUACAAAAAGAUAGUGGAGAAGACACCAAAGAAACUUGUAAACGAUGUUUAGAAGCUGGCCUAGAGAACUGGAUGAUUAUGGUGAAGCAACUAGCUGAAAAAGAGAGAAGAAGUGGAGAAUCAAAGCCACAAGGCUUAUUUAAUUUUGGGAAUUUUCCACAGCCUGGUUCUGGAAGAUGGGAACGUGAGGAAGAAGUAGUUAAAGAUCGAAUAAUUCGUACCAGCAGUCUUCUAUCCCCUUCAAAUUGA